AUGCAAAAGCCACUCUCAGAGGAAGAACGUGCGGCCAAGGAGGCCCGGCUAAAUGAACUCCGUGAACAAAUGAAUGCCCGGGGUGAAGUCUCAUCGUCUACACCAGCAGCACAUAAUGAGUCUAUCAAUACCUGCGAGAAUAAUGAUGAAGUGUCAUCCAGUGAAAAUGAAGACUGGGAAGAUGAAUUUAUGCGGGAGAUGGAGCGUGAGCAGGAGAAUGGUGGUCCUGCUGUCUGUAUGUACACUCAAGAAAUGGGAGAGCUUAUGGGUGAAACAGUGGAAACUGGUGCUAAUGCUAGACGAUGUACAGUCGGUGAUUUUGAGUUGCUUCGUUUGGCUAAAAUGGGUGAUCUCGUAUCUUUCACAGAGUUCGCAUCUCUUAUGGGUAUGGAUCCCGUUAAUUUCAGAGAUAAUCAUGAACGAAAUGCCCUACACUAUGCGGCAGACAGUGGUAGUCUUCCUAUGCUUAAGUAUCUUAUUGAAAAGAAAAUACCCUUUACGACAGAUGAAAAAAUGAUGACUCCAUUGGAUAUUGCGGCUUUAAAUAAACAUGAAGAAGCUGUAGAAUUGCUUCUGAAAGAAUUUCCUCAGGCAGCUCAAGUUAUGAAAAGUCAUGAGGAUGCCGUAGAGGCUUUUAUGCGACAACCACCAAAGUUUACAAUGUCCAAACCUGUUCCACCUCCACUACAGGAUUCCCGUCCACGUGCCUUUUGGAAAAGUGACAAGGAAGGUGCUAACACUUUAAAUACUAUGAAUGAAGUUAAGGUUUCUCAACUCCAUGAUGCUCAACAUGACUUGGUUGUGAGUACUUUGAAGGAUAUGAGUUUAACCCGUGAUUCUCAUGGGUUACAUAACUGGUUACCUCCCUCUGAACCAACAACACUGGCUGCAGUUCUUCCUCAAGCUACUAUUGUUGGAGCCAUGCGAACAUCCAACGAAGAGGAGGUUUUAACUGGAACAGUUUUGGCAGUCCCAUUGGGUGGGUCACUCAUAGGCAAGAAAGGUGCUGUUAAGAUUUCAAACCCAUUUCUGAUAACUCAGUUGGCAGUUCAUCCUUCAGUUCGUGGAGCCAAUAUUGCUGCAUUAAUGAUGAUUGAAUUGGAGAAGUUAAUAAAGAAUGCUGGUGGUUCUGCUGUUGUUUUUCGAAGUUCACUUCAGUUGCCUGUACAAGCGAUCGGUCUAGUGAAGUGGUCUCGUCGAGCCAUUGCGCCUUGCAGUGUCUUUAAACGUCGCUACGCUACAGAAGUUUUUCCUGAUUUUUUUCAAUACGAUGAUGUUCUUCGUGCUGAUGUUAUUACUAAAAAUGCCUUGACUAAGGUAUUUCACGCACAGAAGGCAACUCACAGUAAAGGAUGGUGUAUUGUGGACCGCUCUAACAGUGAUCAAGUUAAACUUGUAUAUGAAUUUAUGCAAUCUAACGUUCCCAAUAUGUUUGAAUUGGCCUAUUUGCCUUCUACAGAAGAAGAUGUUCUCGCAUCGGUAAUUACUGAUGGACUUUCCUCUUUUGUUUAUGUGUCACCCACUACUGGUGCUAUCACAGAUCUUGUUGUUUUGCGUGUCCGGGACUCAGUAGGUAAAAACGAUGACUCUAAGAGUCUUGCACAAUGUGUAUACGCUAUUUUUACUUCCUUUAAGGGUGCUGAGAAGGCAGAGGAAGUACUUGUCCUCGCUGAAUUGCUAAAGUGUGAGACUGUAUUAAUUCCGAAUAUGUUUGGUUUUGUAGACAGCGAUCUGAGUAAAGCCAUGUUUGAGGAGCUACUGCUUUGCCGCGAGUAUUUGUACGUGUUGAAAUCCAAAACAGAAUCCGUGAUGCCGCCAACACCCCUAUCAAAGGUUGCUAUUUCCUGUGCCUUUAUUUAG
This is a messenger RNA of Trypanosoma theileri, 1860 nucleotides long. RefSeq lists its product as uncharacterized. The transcript has a single exon. The record is from RefSeq and is a predicted model, not a curated record. NCBI's taxonomy places the organism in Eukaryota, Euglenozoa, Kinetoplastea, Trypanosomatida, Trypanosomatidae. Bases 1 to 1860 code for a protein of 619 amino acids. Gene Ontology annotation, molecular function: protein binding.